AUGUCGACCAACACUCCACUCGUCACAAAACAAGAGCAGGAUGCUCACAAGACCCUCUUCGACAAGGGACUCAAGAUUCGUUAUGAGGUUGCCGGCUCUGCUUAUGUCGAUGCGGCUCUGGCAAAUGGUUCUUCAGACUUCGCCCGACCGAUGCAAGAUCUCGUCACGGAAGCUUGUUGGGGAUGUGUAUGGUCACGACCAGGACUGGAAAGAAAGCAGCGAUCCUUGCUCAAUAUUGCAAUGCUGUGUGCAUUGAAUCGUGGCCCUGAACUGGCUGCCCAUGUCAGAGGUGCUAUCAACAACGGCGCCACCGAUAUCGAGAUCAGAGAGACGUUAUUGCAAGCUUCAAUCUACUGUGGUAUGCCGGCUGGCCUUGAAGGAUUUAAGAUUGCAGAGAAGGUUAUCAUUGCAAUUCGGCAGGAGGAACAGGCUAAAGAAUAA
Fusarium mangiferae is the source of this 441-nucleotide messenger RNA. RefSeq lists its product as uncharacterized. Gene Ontology annotation, molecular function: peroxiredoxin activity. The record is from RefSeq and is a predicted model, not a curated record. Bases 1 to 441 code for a protein of 146 amino acids. NCBI's taxonomy places the organism in Eukaryota, Fungi, Ascomycota, Sordariomycetes, Hypocreales, Nectriaceae. The transcript has a single exon.